AUGCCUCCACAGCGUCGUUCAUGGGUCGGAUGCUCUCGGUGCAAGCGUUUCAAGAAGAAGUGCAGUGAGGAUAGGCCUACCUGUCAGCGCUGCAAGAGUGCGGGCGUGGCUUGUGAGUAUGGGGUUCAUCUGAGAUGGGGCGGGAGACCCUUCAAUCGCUCUGCGUUUGGCAAUUGUCUAUCCCGGAAUGAGUUGAGUGUUCAAAGGCUAGAUAUCAACCGGGACAACUUCAUCUACGUCUCUCCCUCCACACCUCAACCAAGCCAGGCUGCUGUCGCCGUCUCUACUCCUCCCCCUUCUUCCUCUCCCUCACCAAGUACCCUAUCCAAGGAAACAGAAAACUAUGACACCUCUUCCUCAACCUCUUCAGAAGUUUCUCUGUUGAGCCCAGCUAAAAGCUAUGAUCUGGUUCCUCGGCGGAGGCAAAUCUCUCUACCACUUCCUGUCGGAUACUUCAGUCAUCUAUCCCCCCUACACAUGUCCGGUCUUCAAUAUUUCACAGAAAGAACCGUCAGAGCUCUCGCCCCUCAUCCUCAAAUAUUCGAUGAGCUAUGCGAGUUGAUUCUUCCCAUGGCCGUCUUCAAUGACGCUCUAUUACAGGGCAUCGUCGCUCUCGCCGCCGUGCACAAACUGGCCAGCUGCAAGACCAGUGACGAGCAGACUGCACAAGGUCUCAUUAUAGAAGGCUUUCAAGCCCUCAGUUCAAGAUCUCUAUGUCAGAGGCUCUCCGAAUGCGAUGAUGACCGACAGCUCGUGCCGCUGCUAGCUGCAGCAAGGACUCUGUUUGUCUGCGAGGUCUUUGCCGCCAAUCCUAGCCGUGAUCGAUGGAGCAUACACUUCCGGGGCGCUCGGGGGCUUAUCUCUCGACUCCAAGACAAGGGCCUCUCACAAAAUCCGACAGAUGAGUUGCGCUUUUUGUUGCGCUGGUUCGACAUGACCGAGUCACUAGUUUGCCACGCUGCCAGUGAUCUCGUGUCUGAACAAACAACGAUCCCUACACCCUCGACGCAAUCCUCCGAUAGCGAGCCUGUCUACAUUGACAUGUACCUGGCACGUACAAGAGAUCUAUUAGGCGUGUUCAAGGAGAUUGCCCGGCUACAGCAUCGCAGUAACAAGGCCACAGACACAGAA
Molecule: messenger RNA, 1131 nt
Organism: Fusarium vanettenii 77-13-4
Lineage: Eukaryota; Fungi; Ascomycota; Sordariomycetes; Hypocreales; Nectriaceae
Exons: 2
Biological process (GO): positive regulation of transcription by RNA polymerase II
Cellular component (GO): nucleus
Molecular function (GO): transcription cis-regulatory region binding; zinc ion binding; DNA-binding transcription factor activity, RNA polymerase II-specific
Source: RefSeq, a predicted model, not a curated record